This is a messenger RNA of Solanum lycopersicum (tomato), 541 nucleotides long. RefSeq names its product DnaJ like protein (gene t19-8). NCBI's taxonomy places the organism in Eukaryota, Viridiplantae, Streptophyta, Magnoliopsida, Solanales, Solanaceae. Gene Ontology annotation, molecular function: protein-folding chaperone binding. The record is from RefSeq and is marked validated. Gene Ontology annotation, cellular component: cytosol.
UCCGCAAAUUCAUAUACUGAAGCAAUCUUCAAGAAUCAUUUUUCUUCAAAAACCCAAAUUUCUCAAACUGAAGAAAAGGAAGAGAAACGAAGCAGUAGUAGAGAAGAUGGGGGUUGAUUAUUACAAAGUAUUGGGUGUUGAUAAGAACGCUACAGAUGAUGAUUUGAAGAAAGCUUAUAGAAAACUUGCCAUGAAAUGGCAUCCGGAUAAGAACCCACAAAACAAAAAAGAAGCUGAAGCUAAGUUCAAACAGAUCUCUGAAGCGUAUGAUUCUUGAGCUUUAUGCACAACUCUGGUGCUGGUCUUGUUCUGUGUAAAUAUUUUCUUUAAACCAUUUGGAGCUAUGGGAUGGGGCGUUGGUUUAGGCUCGUAGGCGAGUCUCUUUCGUAGCAUAGUAGAAUUUUGUUUCUGUUUAUUAUGGGUAUUGUUCAGUAUAUCCAUUCAACAACAGGCAAUACAUUUACUUUUUUUGGAAUAAGUCUUGAAAAUUCACAGGCCUUUUGGUUGUUGAAUCAUUAGUGAUAUCUCACAUGUUGUCUGU